AUGAAGGAGCAGCAGCUUACGGUGGCCCUUCGCAUCCGUCCCAUCAACGAAGCAGAAGUGGAGGAGGGAGCUGCCCUCGUCGCCCGCAGCGUGGGUGAGCAGAGGGUGCUCCUGAUGGAUCCAACUGAAGAUCGGGAUGACAUCUUGCGAGCUAACAGAUCCCGAGAAAAAACAUUUGUAUUUGACAUGGUUUUUGAUCACAGAGCAACCCAGGAGGAAGUAUAUGUGUCCACGACCAAAAAACUGAUAGGAGGAGUCAUUUCUGGUUACAAUGCAACCAUUUUUGCAUACGGUCCAACAGGAGCAGGGAAAACCUACACAAUGUUAGGGACAGACUGUGAACCAGGGAUCUACAUCCGCACUCUUGAUGACCUCUUUAAGGCCCUUGAAGCUGCCACUGAGGAGAUGGAUUAUAGAGUCUCCAUGUCCUACCUGGAGAUCUAUAACGAAGUGAUCCGUGACCUCCUGAACCCAUCCUCGGGGUUCUUAGACCUGAGAGAGGACUCCAGAGGCAGCAUCCAGAUAGCAGGAAUUACAGAAGUCUCUACUACAAAUGCUCAGGAGAUCAUGCAGCUGUUAACAAAAGGAAACAAGCAGCGCACCCAGGAACCCACUGCUGCCAACAAGACGUCCUCCCGCUCGCACGCAGUGCUGCAGGUGACGGUGAUGCAGAAAAGCCAAAGGCAGGCAAUCGGCGAGGAAAUGAGAACUGGAAAGCUCUUCAUGGUCGAUUUGGCAGGGUCAGAGAGAGCAGCACAGACUCAGAACCGGGGCAAGAGGAUGAAGGAAGGAGCCCACAUCAACCACUCGCUGCUGGCUUUGGGCAACUGCAUCAACGCUUUGAGCGAGAAGGGAGGGAGCCGGACCCAGUUUGUCAAUUUUCGAGACAGCAAACUCACGCGCCUGCUGAAGGACUCAUUAGGGGGCAACAGCAGGACUGUUAUGAUCGCACACAUCAGCCCAGCCAGCACCUCCUUUGAAGAAUCUCGAAUGACCUUGAUCUAUGCCUAUCGAGCAAAAAACAUCAAGACACAGGUAAAAUGUAACCUGCAGAACGUCUCCUACCACAUCAACCAAUACACCAGCAUCAUUGCGGACCUCCGCAGGGAGAUCGAGCGUCUGAAGGAGAGGGUCAAAAACCAGGAGAAGGAGAAGAGUACAGUCAGCACCAACCUCAGGGAUCUGCAAGGUAGAGCCAGGAGCAAGAGAACUAGAGGUGACCGAAGGCACCAAGGCUCUGAGGCACACAGUGGCCAAGCAAUGAACGCCUUGCGUGUGCAGCUGAUGGGGGCUUUCAGGGAGCAAAUGGAGAUGCGUCGCAGCCUGAUGGAGCUGGAAAACACCAACAUUGAGCUGCACGUUGAUACCUGCAGGCACCUGCUAACAAUCACAGACUGGGAGCGAAAGAAGGCUCAGGGUGCAUGCAAGUAUGACAAGCCAGCACAGGAGGAGAGAGAUGAAAAUGCAGAGGAAGAAGACAGGGAAGCGGGUAUCACAGAUUCACCUGAACCUCAUGAAGUUACAGUAGCAAGAGAAGAGAUCAACCUGCUGCUGGCAGAACAGCGCAAGACGGCAGCCCUGAAGAUGGAGCUGGAGCAGCAAUUGGCAAAUGCCAAGGAAAAAGCUUCCCAGAUGGAGGAGUUUUUCCCCAGACAAAUCACCAGUGAGGAUCAGCAGGAGGUGCUCAGGCUCCUCUGCAGAGCCCAGCAGCUUGAGCUUGGCAACACAGAACUGCAGGCAAAUACGCUGUACAAGGACAAUCUCUUGUGCCAGAAGGAUUUUGUGAUCCAGCGACUGCAGCAGCACAUGCUACUCUGCGAAGAAAUUAUUCAGCAGCAGCAGAUGCUGAUAAAAGCCCAGAACGUUCCUGUCCCAGAGACACUGGCGAGGUUACACCACCUGCACCUCUCUGAGAUGGAGGAGAGGACACUGAACCGCCUGCUUCUGCUACAUUCAAUGAUGUCCAGCAUGCUCAGGCCCCACAAGAGCCCUUCUCUGGAUGUAAGUCAGCAUCUGGAUCCUAAUAAAGAUGAGAUCAGCACGGGUCUGCCUGGGAACGUGAAGGAUCUUCCCUGGGGGAUGAAGUUUGACAUUCCCUCCAUCACCCUUGAGUCAGACAGUGCUUUGAAGGGGAAAAGUAUAAAAGCUUUGAAUGAAAAGCAGAUCAUGAUGCCAAUUGCUUUGAUUUUUCAGCAGAAACCAACAGGUGUUGCUGCAAGAAAGAUGACUUCCAGGCUGCGUUCACCCACCUCUCUAGACCUGCAUGGGAAAAAGUCAGCUGCGGACACUGCUGCUGUUCCACUGAGUCCGGAGACCUUGAAGGAAAUUUCUGCCAACACCAAAAACAUCUCUCUCAUUGCAGUCAGUCGGCGUUCCAGAGCCCAACACAGAGACCUUGGGAGCAAAGUCUCCUCAGCCCACUCCUCUGAGGAGGAGAUGCUUGAGCUGAAGUAUCUAGAGGCCAAUUCCACCCCAGAGUGUCACAAGAGAGACAGUGCAAGUACCAGGAGUUUGCUGUCGGAGCCUGCAACCUCGAAAACUAAGCAGCGGACUCCCUCAAGCCCCAAUAUAGACAAAGCCUAUGAGAACCACCUGCGCCAAGCCAGACUCUUCCAUCAGUCAAAAGCUGCGAGUAGCAUAUGCAUUGCUGCAAAGAUCAAGGUUCCUAUCGGCUACCACUCAGCGGGGACUCCACUAGAGAUGCUGCCAAAAGACAACGCUCCUGCAAGCACCAUCCAGCAAAACAUUGCUGAUCGUGUCAAAGGACGGGUCCUACAGAAGCAAGUCAAGGGUGAGAACAUGAAGUAUCAG
Messenger RNA from Balearica regulorum gibbericeps (East African grey crowned-crane), 2811 nucleotides. The record is from RefSeq and is a predicted model, not a curated record. NCBI's taxonomy places the organism in Eukaryota, Metazoa, Chordata, Aves, Gruiformes, Gruidae.